UGUGGGAUGACGUCAAAUUCAAGAUGGAUGGAAUCACGACCAGCACGCAGAAACCUACACAACACUGAAUAAAGUCCUGGCUUUGCGGAGGCAAGACGGUUUUCACGACGGGAUCGCCAUGGAGAGCCUUGUGAAUUACAGUAACCCCUCCCAUGCCCUCUCAGUUUUGGGUGUCCUUAAUGAGCAGCGGCUGCAGGGCCAAAUGUGUGAUGUGUUACUGGUUGUGGCGGACCAGAGGUACCAGGCCCAUAAGAGUGUUCUUGCUGCCAGCAGUGAGUAUUUCCAAUCUCUCUUCACACGGAUGGAUGCAGAGUCACUGAAAGUAGUAAACCUGGACUUCUGUGAGCCUGACGCCUUCGAGAUAGUUUUGAAUUACAUUUACUCCUCCUCGCUCUUCGUUGACAAAAGCAGCCUGGCAGCCAUUCAAGAGCUAGGCUACAGCCUUGGAAUCCCUUUUCUCACGAACAUCGUGUCAACCAGGCCACAUGCAUCCUACUGUGUCUCCAGAAAAAGGUUUUCAUUCUCAGAGGGGGAUGAGAACGAUGUCCAAACAAGAAGUGUCAUUGUAUGUCGGGUCCAGAAUGACAAAUCCCAUCACCCUCGCUCAGAUUAUCAGGGAAAACCAUCAGAUAGAUCAUCAUCUCCCCAUUCUGCUCAACAGUCAGCUCAGCUUCCAUCAGAACACAACUCGCACGAGUCGGUCAGACAUUCUGAAUCCAGCAGGAAGUCAUCCGAACAGAUCAAAGCUCCCGAGAGGAGAUUCAGUUAUCCAUAUACCUCCAUAUUUAAGGGGAAUUCAUCCCACAUCACAUCUGCCAGGCCCCAGCUGACAUCAUCAGUAUCUUUUAGUGAUGUUGAAGUCACGAACAUAAGGAUGCAGUCUGGAAAUGAUCACGAUGUCAAAGAGGAGAAGGAGGAGCCGCAGCACCACUAUUGUAAUAAAGUUCCCUUGCAGAGUCAACCCAGUGAGCUGAGCCAAACCAUCGACAGGAGCGGGCCACUGAUAAAAAGCCUCCUCCGUCGAUCAUUAUCUAUGGACAGCCCAGUUCCAGUCUUUUCACCCACGCUAGAGCUCAAGGAUAUGCAAAACCGAGAACAGUCGGUUGUCAAAAUGGCCUCAAAAGCACCUGGAUCCGAAACAUCUGCCCACAAUGGAAGUUCAACCAGAGCAUCCCCUCUGGUUCUUAGGCCAAAGUACCACAGCAGGUAUGAUAAGGAAACUCAGGUAGAAGGAGAUAUCAGUUUGAAAGCGGAGCCCAGCAGUCCACUCGCUGACCCCAUGGACAUUAUUCGGAUCACAGUUGGAGAUGCUUUGCCAGUGAGUCUGAAAGACCUGCAAACAGAUUACGAACAAGGCUUCAGGGGAGAUGUCAUCCCUCCAGGAAAACGAAAAGACAGGCCAGACAACAGGAGGUACCCGUUCAAGAAGAACAAAUCAUACAAAGAUCAUGCCCCUUCACUUGAUAUGGACAUGUCUGAGACGGUACCUCAACAUGUCAGCAAUGACCCCAGUGACAACAGUGGGGAGCCAUCUCAGAACAAGAUUUUCAAAUGCUGGAAUUGUUUAAAGGUGUUUCGAUCCAGCGCUGGGCUACACCGCCAUGUAAAUAUGUAUCACAACCCAGAAAAGCCGUAUGCCUGCGACAUCUGCCACAAGCGCUUCCACACCAACUUCAAAGUGUGGACUCACUGCCAAACUCAGCAUGGGGUAGUACAAAACCCAGCAUCAUCUUCCAGCUCUUCCAUGCUGGAUGAGAAAUUUCAAAAAAAGUUAAUAGAUAUUGUGCGUGAGAGGGAAAUAAAAAAAGCUUUGCUUUGGAAGCUGAAAAGAAACAAGCAGGGUUUACAGUCACCUUCAUUAAGCAAAAAGAGAUCACGACCAAGCUUCAUAUGUCCUUAUUGUGGUAAAGUGUUUGUGUUCCAGUCUCAAUAUAGGCAGCAUUUAAGGACACAUCCUGCUGAAAAGACAGAGCAGGCCACAGGGGGCGAGAGCAUCCUCUACCAGGAACAGGAUGAGCUCAUUCAACAAAAACACCCAGACACCGGUGUUUACUCCUGUCGGCUUUGUAACAUGAAGCUGUCGUCACUUUUGGAACAGGGUGACCAUGAGAGAGGCUGCCGACAUGCAACCGUCUGCCCUUACUGUGGCCUCCGAUUCUCCAGUCCAAUUGUCAAGAAGGACCACGAGGGACACUGCAAGUACAAGAAACUGACUUGCCUAGAAUGCAUGCGUACUUUCAAAUCUUCCUUCAGCAUAUGGCGCCACCAGGUGGAAGUUCACAACCACAACAUGAUGACUGUUAAAGAACAGAUUCAGCUGAAGCAACAAGAGAACAGUGAAAAGGGGCCUGAAGAGCUCGGACAGGAGAAUUACAGCGACGAGCUUGCAGUCUCUGGGAACUUUCGUGAAAACAUCAGCUACAGUGACUCCUCAGGCCCACACAUGUACGAUUCGGAAGACUCCUCAUCAUAUGUGCCUGAAGACCUGAGUAUGGGCCACCACGGUAAGCUUGUAGUGAAAGAGGAGCCGUUGGAGGAGCCAGUGAGCGAGAGGGACAACGCGGAGGCUGCCAAAGCGGGACCUGAGGACUCCGGGGUCUGGCCGUGUGAGAAAUGCGGCAGUCUCUUCAGCUCUCACAAAGACCUGGAACGGCAUCAGGAGCUGCUGUGCCACAUCAAGCCAUUCAUCUGUCAUAUCUGCAACAAGGCCUUCAGGACCAACUUCCGCCUUUGGAGCCACUUCCAGUCCCACAUGUCAACAGCUACUGAACCCGGAGCCAAAGAACUGGAAAGACAUCCGUCGCCUCUGUCGCCCUCCCCACCCCUGACCCCUCAAACCUCGGACCGUCCCUCACCGCAGGCUUCCGUGCUCAAAUCCACUCAGUCGGCACCGGCCGCGGCAGUGAUAGCUGAGGAAUCCAGCAGCCCGGAGCCCUGUGGCCCCGCAGCAAACAGGACAAAGAGGCCGGAAGUAGAACAGAGCAACCACAGUACUCUGUCGCGAUCAAACAGCAUGGAGAACCCAGGUGGCCCUCAUGAAUCAGACACACUCUUUUACCACGCACCGUCUCUGUCGGCCUUGACGUUUAAGAGGCAAUACAUGUGUAAACUCUGCCACAGAACCUUCAAGACGGCCUUCAGUCUGUGGAGCCACGAGCAGAGUCACAACCACAUGUAAGCAUCAGUCAGGCGACAGUCGUGCUUUUCUCCUAGAGACAACACUUACCAUUAGAAUGAACACACCUCAGCCUUCACCAAGAAGACUUUGAAUGUAUAGCUUAUGUGCUUGCCUCCAAUUAUAUAUUUUAAAGUGACCAUAUUUGGUAGAGGUGUAAACAAUGAAUGUGCAAUCAACUGCUAGAUUCCUAAUGUUUGAAGAAGAAAAAAAAGAUUAUUUCUUUCACAAUGAUCUAUAAGAGUAUAUUUGUUUUGAAACAUCUUUGAGCAGUCUGUUUGUAUUUACGUAAGUAGAUGUUUGAAAAAAACAAGGUACAGAGUUGCACCCCACUCAUGAGUUAAAGGUGCAGCCUCAAAAGCAACAAACGUAUACGUUGUACUCGCAUAGUGUGGAAAAGUACUUUAAAGUUUAAACAAGUAAAAGAGAAUGUUUUUGCAUUUUUACUAGAUCUUUAUCUUGCUGGGUUUGGCAACCUUGAGGAUGCUUUUGACUCUUUCAAACAUCGGUGGACGUGGUGAUUAAUUUAAUAUGCACUUUGUUGAACAGCUUGAUUCUGUUUUGGGAAGAUGUGGUCCCCAUUAUUUAGAUCAUUUAAUUUAUAUGCUGUAACUGACAUUUGCAAGUGUAUAAAUGAUAAGAAGUCUCCCACUGCUUUUCCAACAUUUAAUGUGGUGAUUGGAUAAGAAACUCAGUAUAACAACCAUUAAAGGAAGGCUUUAAUACAUACUGUACUGUCUUUGUUCAAUACUUAAAAUAUGACUUACUAAUCAUUGAUCUGCUAAAUAAUUUUCUGUUGUACAUCAAGAGUACAAGAGUUCAGUAAUAAAUCAUAAGAUUUACAAUGGAAAAUGUUCAUAAAAUCUCCAAGAAUUACUUAAAAACUGAUCAGGCUGCUGGUUUCACACUUGAGUAUUUGGCCAAACAUUACUUCUGAAUCACUGAAAUCUACAGCACCACUGUCAGGUAAACGUUCAUACAAGGAUGAAUGAUGAGGUUUUUGCAGCUGAACUUAAUAAUCUUGCUUCACAGUGCUUCAAUGGCCUUAUGCAACUUUUGAAUGAAUUUUUCUUUUUAGUGUCAUUUUACACAAGCACAACAGAGUUUCAGAGAACGUGCAACUCAGGCAUUUUGAGGUGGUUAGGAAAAGAGGAGGGAGCUUUGAGAAAGCAUUUUUUGUUGUUUUCUUUUUGUGAAAAGUGUUCCAGCUUCCUGGAGAUUAAAUACACAAGAUUGUGUUUUGAUUGUAUUCCAGUUGCUUUACAAUUGUAUUCUUGUACAAGUAUAUACUUCUGCUUUGGCUUGAUGGAUUAGAACUUUGUCAUAAAUUAUUGCGACAUCUACCGUUUGGUAGAAAGUCACAGUGCUCCACACAAACUAAAGGAGUAACACAAGCUGCAUUGUGAUGUUAACUUCUCAGAAAUUCUUUAUUGCUAAUAGUGCUCUUAAUUUCUCGUGAGAACAACUUUCUGAAAGUUUCACAUAAAUGAUUAGACUUGUGUACAUGGAAGUGUUUGUAUUAUCAAUUUUGUACCAAUUUUGUUAGUAAAAAGUUUUAUCUUUUUAGAAUUCCUGUGCUCUCACUGCAAUAAUGGUUAUUUGUAUGAACAUUGGUUGCAUUAAUGUUGCUUUUGGAGACUUGCAGAUGUUUUGUGUUUGUUUUUUACAGUUUUUUGUGCUUCAAUUAUGUAAUAAAGAGUAACAAUGAAUUGUGAAAAAUACGGCUGUGAGUGAUUUGAGGUGUGAUCAUUGCCACAAGUAAGAUGAUUCAAGCCCCAGUAAAAUAUUUAACAGAACCUUUGAUAGCUGUCACAUCUGAGAGUUAUUGCUUGUUACAGUGCCUGAUUCUAAUGGGGAUUAGUUCAAUAUACAUAGUUUAUUAUGAUAUGCCAAUAAAUGGAUAUAAUCUUACCAUUUGGUAGGCUAACAUUUGGCUUUUUGGUAAAAAGAUGAUGGUAACUAUUCAAAUAUAAUUAUCAACAAUUAUUAAGCUAAAUUUGGUAAACAUGAAUGAUUUCAGCU
Messenger RNA from Cololabis saira (Pacific saury), 5197 nucleotides. It is a transcript of the gene zbtb21, whose product is annotated as zinc finger and BTB domain containing 21. The transcript has 2 exons. NCBI's taxonomy places the organism in Eukaryota, Metazoa, Chordata, Actinopteri, Beloniformes, Belonidae. Gene Ontology annotation, biological process: regulation of transcription by RNA polymerase II. Gene Ontology annotation, molecular function: RNA polymerase II cis-regulatory region sequence-specific DNA binding; protein binding; DNA-binding transcription factor activity, RNA polymerase II-specific. Bases 119 to 3178 code for a protein of 1019 amino acids. Gene Ontology annotation, cellular component: nucleus. The record is from RefSeq and is a predicted model, not a curated record.